CGAGCCAGGGAGGCAGCGAUUGGCCCCUAGGUUGCCAUCCUCCGUCUUCUAUUGGUCGGAACGGCUCUACGUCACUUCCUUUCUCCCACAAUCCGGCUAGCUCUUAAAGGGCCAGUAGCGGCUCCCAUUAGGAAGGGGCGGGGGGAUGGGAUCGAUCAGUCGCUCAUAGGGUCGUGAGGGACGCUGAGGGAACGUUUCCAAUGAGCCCCGGUUUCUGCGGUGAUCCAGGAAGACAACAACCCAAAGAUGAGAGUGAUUCGAGUGGGGACCCGUAAGAGCCAGCUGGCUCACAUACAGACAGACAGCGUGGUGGCAUCGUUGAAAACCUUAUAUCCCGGCCUGCAAUUUGAAAUCAUUGCCAUGUCCACCACUGGGGACAAGAUUCUUGAUAUUGCCCUCUCCAAGAUUGGGGAGAAAAGCCUGUUUACCAAGGAGCUGGAACACGCCCUAGAGAAGAACGAAGUGGACCUGGUUGUUCACUCCCUGAAGGACUUACCCACCGUGCUGCCCCCUGGCUUCACCAUUGGAGCAAUCUGCAAGCGGGAGAUCCCCUAUGAUGCUGUUGUCUUCCACCCAAAAUUUGUUGGGAAGACCCUAGAAACCUUGCCGGAGCGGAGCGUGGUAGGAACUAGCUCCCUCCGCAGAGCCGCCCAGCUGCAUCGAAAAUUCCCACACCUGGAGUUCAAGAGCAUUAGGGGAAACCUCAACACCAGGCUCCGGAAGCUGGAUGAGCAGCAGGAGUUCAGCGCCAUCAUCCUGGCCGCGGCUGGCCUGCAGCGCAUGGGUUGGCAGAGCCGGGUGGGACAGAUUCUGCGCCCUGAGGAAUGCAUGUACGCUGUGGGCCAGGGGGCCCUGGGUGUUGAAGUCCGAGCCAAGGACCAAGACAUCCUGGACCUGGUGGGGGCGCUGCACGAUCCGGAGACCUUGCUGCGCUGCAUUGCUGAGCGGGCCUUCCUGAGGCAUUUGGAAGGAGGCUGCAGCGUGCCAGUAGCAGUCCACACAGCCAUGAAGGAUGGCCAACUGUACCUGACUGGAGGCGUGUGGAGUCUGGAUGGGUCUGAUAGCAUGCAAGAGACCAUGCAGGCCGCGGUGGAUGUCCCUGCCCAGUCGGAUGGCGCCGAGGACAACCCACAGCUGGUGGGCAUCACAGCCAGGCACAUUCCCCGCGGAGCCCAGUUGGCUGCGGAGAACCUGGGCAUAAGCUUGGCCAACUUGUUGCUAAGCAAAGGCGCCAAGGACAUCCUGGAUGUGGCACGGCAGCUCAACGAGGCUCAGUAGCGCCGCCUGAUGACACCGGUGCCUGUGGCCGGCCCAGCGAGCUGAGCCAUCACCGGACUCCACUGCUGCUGUCCCGGAAUCCCAGGGGCUUGCCUGGCCUCCAGUGAUGGGUGCCCCUCUCUAAAGAAGCCCAGGGUCCAGCAUUUGAAUGUAACCCACUCAAUAAAUACCCUCAAGGGUC
This is a messenger RNA of Echinops telfairi (small Madagascar hedgehog), 1459 nucleotides long. RefSeq names its product hydroxymethylbilane synthase (gene HMBS). Gene Ontology annotation, molecular function: hydroxymethylbilane synthase activity. NCBI's taxonomy places the organism in Eukaryota, Metazoa, Chordata, Mammalia, Afrosoricida, Tenrecidae. Gene Ontology annotation, cellular component: cytoplasm. Bases 247 to 1278 code for a protein of 343 amino acids. The transcript is spliced from 14 exons. Gene Ontology annotation, biological process: heme biosynthetic process. The record is from RefSeq and is a predicted model, not a curated record.